Molecule: messenger RNA, 1542 nt
Organism: Penaeus indicus
Lineage: Eukaryota; Metazoa; Arthropoda; Malacostraca; Decapoda; Penaeidae
Product: E3 ubiquitin-protein ligase E3D-like
Exons: 2
Coding region: 48-1310 (420 amino acids)
Biological process (GO): protein autoubiquitination; protein polyubiquitination; proteasome-mediated ubiquitin-dependent protein catabolic process
Cellular component (GO): nucleus; ubiquitin ligase complex; cytosol
Molecular function (GO): ubiquitin protein ligase activity; ubiquitin conjugating enzyme binding; cyclin binding
Source: RefSeq, a predicted model, not a curated record
AUUCCUUCACAUACACCUGAUAGAACACAUGAUAUUGCAGAUCCAUAAUGACGCAAUUAUUGGUGGAGGUACUCCCAAAUAUUCAAGCUUGUAACCUGUACAUAACGCUACCGACUGAUAGAGGCCCUUGUCUGGAAAUUACAGCCGAUAAAUAUCUGUGCAUUAUCAAGUUGAGGAAUGGAGAUGAUUUGGCCAUCAAGUUCCCAAAAGGUACAUCUUUAGUACCAGGAACUGUUAGCAAAAUCAUCCAAGAUGGAAGCCACAUAACUGCAAGAGCACAGUUGGAUGAGAAGACAUCUCUCCUCAGUACACUCAGUGCAGACCUCUUGAGUACUGUUGGACCUACCAUUUCGGAUACUUCCCCGACCUUUAGUGAGAUCCUGAAAGAUAAUCUGGUGUCGGCCCAGUGCAAGCAGUGCCGUAGAGUCUUACUUAGUGAUGUGAGGUUUAGGAGAGUCUUACCUUUACCUUCGGUGGACUGGGACCAAGCCUCAGAGGGAUGGUUCUGUCACCUUCAUGGUAGUGAGGGCGAGAAACUCAAACCUUCGUCACUACAGCCUGCAAGUGACGAUUGCUUCUAUUCCGAACUUCAUUUUCUCGUUCAUAAAGAUACGGCAGUGGAUUGUGUCUCUCCAAAUAACAAUAAUUGCGAACUGGCAUGCUGCGGCUGUCAAGCAUCUUUAGGUGUUCGGAGUAAGCAAUCUGUGCUGAAGUUAUGGGCACAUAGUUUAAUGUGGGUGAGAAGUGAAGACAAGCAAAUUCUUUUCGGCAAGGACGUUAGUGGAAUCCUUUUGUCAUUAAUUCAUAACAUUGAUAGAGAUAAUUUUGGAGUGAACUGUCGCCUAGUGUUGAAGGUGUCACAGGAGGAGGAAGCGGCGGCAGAGCCAGAAUUCCUGUAUUUAGUGACAAUGAAUACCAAUCAAAAACUACUCCUGCCCGAAAGAUUGGCUCUGUCAGGAACUUCUGAAAAGAAAUAUAGUCUGUCAGAAAACUCUGAUGAGAUGAAGGCGGACAAUCUCGCUUCCAAUAAGUCAUUUCCUUCCGAGAAGCGACCUCGGGUCCACCAAGACGAUAUCUCGGAAGUCAGCCUUAGGAGAGUUUAUACCAUCAAGCUCCUUUACCUCUUCAAAAGAGGCGAGGACGACAUUACCGGAAGUUGGGUUGACGACGUGAAUGUCCACAUCCUCCCCUGCACCAGGUCAUUCCUCCUGGAGGUGAAGGAUGUGCUCGAGGCCUCGGCUGCGUGUCUGCCGCAGGCUAUGAGAAAGGUGGAAAACAUGAGCGUGGGGUACAUUGUGAAAAAUGCAUAAAUCAAAAGGUUUAUAUGAAAAACAAAACUUGAAUGGCGUGUUAAGAAAAAAAUGCGUUUUGUAAGAAAUGCAGAGUAAUAGCCAAGUAAAAACAGUGUAUUAAUAAGCUUAGUAUGUAUAUGCACGGAAAAAUGUGUGGCAAUUAUAAGACGACCUGUGUUCUUUUGUAAUUUUUGUAUUUUUUCAAGUGGUAUAAUGUUAAAUUUCGUUCCAUUAAUAAAGAAUAAGCCUU